UAACAACAUGAUGAGACACCCUUCUCCGAAUUGUUAUGACAAAACUUCUAAUCUAGGAUUUCUAACCCGAACUCUGUUCAGAUGCGCUUCGGCUAUCACAUCUCCACCGAGAUCACGAGGACAAACGUGUUGGCAGCCCUCUCCUUAAGCUCUGGUUCAUCUUCUGGACAUCACGAUCUGUUUGGCGUUGAAGAUCUCCUCCUUCAUGUAGAUCGUGACCUUCUUCACGCACGGGAAGCUCCGGGAUGCGACGGGAAUGCUCUACAUCAGCAUAUAUUCUUUGUUUUCUCUCUCAAUCGCUCCCAAUUAGCCAACACCAUGGAACUAACACCUCUCACCGCCGGAUUUCUCACCGACAUCGCCCCUACUUUCAAGGCCCUCCUCGUCUAUAUAGAGCAUAGGUUUUAUGGGGAAUCGAUUCCAAUGGGGAAAAUGGAAGAUGCGAUGAGAAACAAGACAACCCGUGGGUUUUUCAAUUCAGGUCAAGCCUUAGCGGAUUAUGCUCAAGUUUUGCUACACAUUAAGAAACAAUUCAACGCCACAAAAUCUCCCAUUGUUGUGAUUGGAGGCUCUUAUGGUGGAAUGCUGGCAGCUUGGUUUAGAAUGAAGUAUCCGCAUGUUGCAAUGGGUGCGUUAGCUUCUUCAGCUCCCAUUCUCUACUUUGACAACAUUACACCACAAGAUGGUUACUAUUCCAUUGUCACCAAUGAUUUCAAGGGAUUUAAAGUCGUCGGAGCUAAAGAAUUACUUGCAAAUAAUGUAUGCCGGGGCCGCUCAAUACAACGCGCCACCAAAGUAUCCGGUGACAAUGGAUCUCAUUGUUUGGACUUGCUAGGGGCACGCAAAACAGAUCCGGAUUGGUUAACUCAGCAACGAGAAAGGGAAGUUAAGAUCAUACAAAGUUGGAUACAAAAGGUCGUGCAUGCAUCUCCUGCUGCCCUCUCUCUAACUCUAAUUUCGCCAUCGCUCUCUGCUUUCCAUGCACACCAUUUCCCUUCCGGACAAUUUGCGCUUUACGAAAGACCCGCCGCCAUACCGUCGUUUACUUGCUUUGACCCUUCAGAGCGUGCUUAGUAUUUCGCCACGAGAGGUUGAAUUCCUGGCGAGGCUUUGCUAGCCGUUCGACAGGUUGAGCAGGGCGAGCUGUGUAGUAAUCUUUGGGUUUUGGACUGAUCUGGGAGCUUUUUGGGUUCUUGGAGCGUUGAUGGAGUCUUUCUCCUGUUCAAAGGUUUGAUUUUUCUGGGAGAAUGGCGUCAAAGUUUUGCAUGAACGAGCACUGCCGCACCACGACGUCGUCUGACUGGAAAAAAGGCUGGGGCUUGAAAUCCGGUGGAUUUGCUACUCUCUGUUACACCUGCGGGUA
This is a messenger RNA of Cuscuta campestris, 1363 nucleotides long. Lineage: Eukaryota; Viridiplantae; Streptophyta; Magnoliopsida; Solanales; Convolvulaceae. The record is from the annotation of a GenBank genome assembly.